This is a messenger RNA of Argiope bruennichi, 2620 nucleotides long. RefSeq names its product nose resistant to fluoxetine protein 6-like. The coding region runs from base 88 to 2460 and encodes 790 amino acids. NCBI's taxonomy places the organism in Eukaryota, Metazoa, Arthropoda, Arachnida, Araneae, Araneidae. The transcript has 15 exons. The record is from RefSeq and is a predicted model, not a curated record.
UGAGCUUUUUCAAGGUCCCCCUGAAAUUGAAAUGUCCACUCUUUUACCAUGGUGGCUCAUUGAUCUGAUGUUCAUCUUCAGGGCAGGAUGAAGAGCAUGAGGAUUCUGUCUCUUGCGCUUGGGGCGCUUUGCUGCAUCUUGUUGAUGCUUGAAUGUUCUGAUGGAGCGGUGGCUACUAAAAAAAUUGAAGCUGUAGAUAAAGAUGAUCGAAUCGAAUCUUUGGCCGAGGCCGAAAAAAGGCUAAAAAAACUUGUAAAUUCUGGGUUUAAGCUUGCUCUCCCUUACCUGAUGACAAUUGUAACUGAAACCCGGCUAAGUAGGAAUUGUCUACAAGGACUUCUAAUGCUAGUGAAAGGUGUGAUGGAUAUUAGAGACUGGGCCGUAAAAAUGCUGGACGCUCUGGGAAAGCCAUCUGCUGGCCUCCUGGAAGGGACUGCAACGGCCAUGGGUGACUUUGAUGAAUGUCUGGAUAUUGUGGUACCACGAAGAAUGAGACCAACUCCUGUUCCACCCUACACUGAGAAACAAAUUGCCUUUCAUGGGCAGUAUUGUGUGGUGGAAAUAGAACUGCCAAAAGCCAUUAAAAAAGCAGCAAUGGAUUAUCAAAUUGGAAACAGAAGUAAUUCGGAAUUGGCUAACAGCAAAACGUUCCUUCGAAAUCUGGUUAACAUUGCUCCAAGAGCCGAUGUUGCAGCGUUUCGUAUGGGAGUUUGUAUUCCAUCUCUAUGUACUAUGGAUGACUUGCAACUGAUUAUUAAAGAAGUUUCCAAACUCAUUUUGUUGGAUGCCAGUGCUCUUAGGUGCCAAACAAAGCCGAAGUUACAUUUUGAAGUGGAACAGAUUCUUAUUCUCUGUGUUUAUGGACUGAUAGGAUUGCUAAUCUUUGGCGGAACCGCUUUGGAAGUCUAUUUUCGUUUCACGAAGACAGAACCAAUAGAUGACGUUUAUAUACAAAAAACAAACAAAUGGGUACAAUCCUUGCUUGCGUUCUCUGUUCCCAGAAAUACUCGAAAGUUAUUUUCUCUGACUUCUAUAGAAACCUCAAAAAUUGGUUUCCUCAGAGGAAUGAAAUUUUUCACCAUAUGCUUAUAUCUUUUAAUAUGGACAUAUGCCACACCUGAAGACUAUCAUUUUUUCAAAUUUAGAGAUGCUUUUUCUUUCUUCAAAUUUAUGAAGCAGUGGUGGUUCUCUCUAUUCGCAAACGCCGCAUCUGGUGUCGAUUCACUUUUCUUGAUAGCUGGUUUUCAAGUGGCGUACAAUUAUUGGAAGAACAGCCGCAGCCAAAGAAUAGCUGUUAAAGCUCAUAAGUUUCUAAUUAGGUGGUAUACGAGGUUCGCACUGUUGCAAAUUCUUGUCAUAACGUUACUGCUGUUGUUACCUUUGAUCGCAAGCGGACCUAUUUGGGAUGACAUAGUAGCUCCAGUGAUCAAAAAUUGCAAGCAGCGAUGGUGGCUAAAUCUGUUGGCUCUGAACAACUUUUGGCCUUCUGAUACAACAUGCUUAUCGCACACGUGGAUGAUGUGCUGCAUGUUUCACUUGUUUCUGAUUUCUCCUAUUUUGAUUUUCAUUCUAAGCAGAUCUACAACUGUGGGAGUAUUUGUCAACUGCAUCAUCAUAAUGGGCAGCAGUAUUGCUAUUGCCAUGGUCACUCUUAUGAAUGAUCUACCACCAUCACCAGCAUUUUACUUUUUAAGUUUUGUAAAUAUUAAAUCAAUUUGGCAGAAAGUAUUUAUUCAAGCUUAUGAUCAUGUUGGACCUUUCUGCGUAGGAAUAUUGUUGGGAUUCUUUCUCACACGGUAUGAGAAAGUUAAACUGAGUAAGAUAGCUGUUUGUGUCGGGUGGUUCUUUGCCGCUGGGCUCAGCUUGACUGUAUUAUGUGGAUUGUACGGUUACCACGAUGGUGAAACAAUGGAGAUGACUUUGUCAGCAACUUACGCAUCUGUUCACAGGAGCGUGUGGUCAUUAGGAAUGGCUUGGAUAAUAUUUGCAUGUUAUUACGGUUAUGGAGGUAUCGUCAACACUAUUUUGUCCUGGAAGUAUUUAAUACCACUUGACAGACUUGCUGUCUUAUUUUAUGUACUGCAUCCAUUGAUCUUGUUCCUGCGUGAAGGCCAACUCAGGGAAAAAAUAUACAUGGGACAUUUGGAUCAGGCAGUAUAUGCAACAGCAUACAUCGUUUUUACUGUUGUUCUCUCAGCCAUAUGCUACGUCACUUGCGCGGCACCCUUCAUGUUCUUUGAAAAGAAGUUGUGGUACGAACCAGAACCGACUCCAAUGAUUACAGACACCGAAAAUCCAUCGGAGAAGAUCAAGAGAUGCAUGUCUGAAAAGCCGCAUUCGUCGACUUCCGUUCUAGAUGAACUGGAAAAUCCUAAGCUCAAAGACUGUAUCCGUGACAAAAUAGAGACUCAAAAGAAAAGACUUAAGUUCUUCCGCCAAUCGGUUACAAUAACACCUUGAUAAUGGGACGAGAUAAUGAAUAAAUCUUCUCUGCAAUAAUAAUUAGGGUUCAAAUGUUUGUACAUAGUGUAUAUAAUUCAACUGUUACCUUUUGUUCCUGUUUUUAUAUCACCAUUUAGCAAACCUCGUCUUUUGUAUUAAAAUUUUGUUUUGUAUUUUA